Homo sapiens (human) is the source of this 3030-nucleotide messenger RNA. It is a transcript of the gene G6PC2, whose product is annotated as glucose-6-phosphatase catalytic subunit 2. The record is from RefSeq and is marked reviewed. Gene Ontology annotation, cellular component: endoplasmic reticulum membrane; endoplasmic reticulum. Gene Ontology annotation, biological process: gluconeogenesis. Gene Ontology annotation, molecular function: glucose-6-phosphatase activity. NCBI's taxonomy places the organism in Eukaryota, Metazoa, Chordata, Mammalia, Primates, Hominidae. The coding region runs from base 42 to 1109 and encodes 355 amino acids. The transcript is spliced from 5 exons.
AGCUCCAAUUGCUCUAUGUUUAGAAUUGCCUCUUUUUCAAGAUGGAUUUCCUUCACAGGAAUGGAGUGCUCAUAAUUCAGCAUUUGCAGAAGGACUACCGAGCUUACUACACUUUUCUAAAUUUUAUGUCCAAUGUUGGAGACCCCAGGAAUAUCUUUUUCAUUUAUUUUCCACUUUGUUUUCAAUUUAAUCAGACAGUUGGAACCAAGAUGAUAUGGGUAGCAGUCAUUGGGGAUUGGUUAAAUCUUAUAUUUAAAUGGAUAUUAUUUGGUCAUCGACCUUACUGGUGGGUCCAAGAAACUCAGAUUUACCCAAAUCACUCAAGUCCAUGCCUUGAACAGUUCCCUACUACAUGUGAAACAGGUCCAGGAAGUCCAUCUGGCCAUGCAAUGGGCGCAUCCUGUGUCUGGUAUGUCAUGGUAACCGCUGCCCUGAGCCACACUGUCUGUGGGAUGGAUAAGUUCUCUAUCACUCUGCACAGACUGACCUGGUCAUUUCUUUGGAGUGUUUUUUGGUUGAUUCAAAUCAGUGUCUGCAUCUCCAGAGUAUUCAUAGCAACACAUUUUCCUCAUCAAGUUAUUCUUGGAGUAAUUGGUGGCAUGCUGGUGGCAGAGGCCUUUGAACACACUCCAGGCAUCCAAACGGCCAGUCUGGGCACAUACCUGAAGACCAACCUCUUUCUCUUCCUGUUUGCAGUUGGCUUUUACCUGCUUCUUAGGGUGCUCAACAUUGACCUGCUGUGGUCCGUGCCCAUAGCCAAAAAGUGGUGUGCUAACCCCGACUGGAUCCACAUUGACACCACGCCUUUUGCUGGACUCGUGAGAAACCUUGGGGUCCUCUUUGGCUUGGGCUUUGCAAUCAACUCAGAGAUGUUCCUCCUGAGCUGCCGAGGGGGAAAUAACUACACACUGAGCUUCCGGUUGCUCUGUGCCUUGACCUCAUUGACAAUACUGCAGCUCUACCAUUUCCUCCAGAUCCCGACUCACGAAGAGCAUUUAUUUUAUGUGCUGUCUUUUUGUAAAAGUGCAUCCAUUCCCCUAACUGUGGUUGCUUUCAUUCCCUACUCUGUUCAUAUGUUAAUGAAACAAAGCGGAAAGAAGAGUCAGUAGAGUGGUGCCUAGAGUUAGUGCUCUGUGUCACAGAUCACCCUUCUCCAUCCACCAGUAGAGCCACAGAGUAGGCACAGACCAGAGGCUUCUAAUCCGACUUCACAGAAUAGCGGCACAGGCCCCAUUCCCCAUAGAGAUGUUUAGUUUGGCCUUCGCACUGGUCUUUUUUUUUAAUCCUUCAGUUACCAAUAUUUAGAUACAAGAAUAUUUGACAUAAAAAUCGGAAGUUCUGUAUUUCUUGAAAAAUCUGAUAGUAUGACAACACAGAGCCUGCAUCCCCAGCUGGAGACAACUGACCAGAGCUGCAUACUAACAGUCCCCAGUAGGAGGCAAGGACUCCAUUUUCUCACAGUCUUCAGCAUCCCAGCAGGAGCCCCACUAUGAUUCCUUUAUCUUCUUAAGGCCAGGCUGCAUCUGAUUCCUGUUGACAUUUUAGUGGGGACCACAGCCAUAUCCAGUUUCAGUUUUCAGAUGAGGAAAUGGAAGCCUAUUUAGGUAAAAGAACUUGCCUGGAGUCACGCCACCUUCAGAGCAGGAAUUAGAACCCAAGGCUUCUGACACAUAUCCCCAUUACACUGUGUGUUUGAGUGUGCACACAUGCACAUGCUUUUUGUUUGUAUGUUUCCUUUUUAGAACCAGGGACUUGCUCUGUUGCCCAGGCUGGAGUGCAGUGGUGGAUAGCGGCUCACUGCAGCCUCAAACUCCUGGCUCAAAUGAUCCUCCCUCCUCAGCCUCCCAUUAGCUAAGACUACAGGUGUGCACCACCAUGCCUGGCUAAUUUUUGAAUAUUUUUUAGAGCCAGCUUCUUACUAUAUUUGCCCAGGCUGGUCUUGAACUCCUGGCCUCAAGGAGUUCCCUUGAGGAUGUUCCACCCAUGUCAGCCUCCCACAGUGCUGGGAUUGCAGGCUUGAGCCAUUGUAUUAAUAGUUGGCCUACACUGUCUUUUGUUUCUUCAUUUACAAGAGGUAAAAAUCAGUAAGAAUGAAUGCUUUCAUUUAGAUUCUAUGAUGACUGCCAUAUAAAUCAGCUACCUUUUCAGAAAUGACAUUGAAAUACUGCAUCCUCUUUGACUUAUACCCCACACAUACAUGCAGGGUCUAGGUGGGACCAACAGUGGCUCCAGAUGUAUAUACACACGGGUCCAGGGACAACAGAACAGGCCAGGCUACAGUAUGGACUUGAACCUCUGCUUCACUUCUGGUCUCUGUUUUACAGUAGUGCUCACCAAUAUUUCAAUAAAUUCUACUGAACUUACUCUAAUAGAACAUUAUUCAACCCCCAAAGACUUAUCUCUUCACUAUGACAUCUCCAUACUUUAUUUUUAGGAGACAGACUUUCAAAACCAGAGAAAUCAGGUGCCUUCCUCAAGGUCAUGCUCCAACCCAGGCCAACUAUUAAAUGCUUGCAUCUGUUAGCUGGAUUAGUCUCUAUGUAUACUGAACUGUGAUGAAAAUCUAUAGCUUUGUUUUAGAAAAUUAUUGUUGAUGGACUAUUAAUAUUAUAUUAACAAUUUCUCAGUAAGUGUGUUUUUUCCUCAUUGAAUCUAGGAAUGCUGGGCUUUAAGUUGAUAACUGUGUCAUUUCAAUCAAGUACAAGGAUUUUGAGGCAGAUUUUGCUAGAUAUCUUAGUAAUCCCCCACAAUGUUUUAUGUAACUCUUCUCAGAAUAUCAAUACAUUAAUUAUUUUAGAUGACAUAUUAAAUAAUCUAUGAAUAUUAAUGAAAACAAUACAGUUGAAGUGAGUGUUGUUUAACAUGAUAGUAGCUGAGGAUAACAAACCUCAAAAAAUCAAAGUAUUAAUUACUCCUUUCCAAGUAUAUGUAUAGAGCAUGUGUCAUUGCUUUUAUAAAACGCACUUAAUAGCUUUCUUUCUAAAAGGCAACUGAACUUUCUAAAAGGUAAAUAAACUGAACUUGAUAUUA